AACUGAGGUGAGGUGACAACGUGGAAUUUUUUCUACAUUACAUCAUUUUAAAUAUCUCUAAAAUUGUUUUUUGUCGGCUCAGUAUUUAAGAAUACACCGAUUAAUUUUUUCUCUCAUAAUAAUCAGUAUUUAUAACAGAACGGAAUGGAGGACACACCAUUGUUUGACCCCAAGAUUUUAGAUUUGAUCGAUUUUAGUAAAUGUAACGGAGAAUAUAAACCAAAAAUAUCCAAUAGAAAUCCAGGAGACAAUUUACAUCUUCGGCCAUUAUCAUUGGGAGAUUUUGACAGAGGAUUUUUGAAGUUAUUAUCAGAACUAACAAAAGUUGGGGAUGUUUCACAAAAACAGUUCGCAGAUCGGUUUCAUCAAAUGAAAGCCUGUCCCGGGGGAUAUUUCAUCACAGUAUUAGAAAAUACAGAAACUCAAGAAGUGGUUGCUACGGCAACAUUAGCCAUAGAAACAAAAUUUAUACACUCAACUGGUGCUAGAGGUAGAAUAGAAGAUGUUGUAGUUAGUAAACAGUAUCGAGGAAAGCAACUAGGAAAAUUAUUAUUGGACUGUUUGACGCUUCUAGCUCCUAAAGUAGGUUGUUACAAACUAUCUCUAGAAUGUAAAGAUCCUUUAGUUGACUUCUAUUCUACUUUCGGUUUUUCCAAAGAAGCAAACCAGAAUUACAUGGUCCAGAGAUUCUGGGAUUAAUGUAACUCCGUGAAACCUGUUUUAACUUUAACCAGGAAAUAUCACCAAAUUUUUGUGUCUUGAUUAUCGUCUGAUCUCGGAUAUCCAGUUUAUCAUUUGAUAAAUCCAGGACCAGUAGCCAUCAAACUUUCUUUUUUUUUGUUUUGUAAUAUAUAGUGGACAAUUUUUGUGCUGAUAUUACUUUUAGAGACCAGUAGCCAUCAUUUUUUUUUUUUUGUAAUAUAUAGCGGACAAUAUUUGCGCUGAUAAUAGUUUUUAAGACCAGUAGCCAUCGAACUUUUUUCUUUUUUUUUUGUAAUUUAUAGCAGACAAUUUUUGCGCUGAUAUUACUUUUAGAGAUGCACAAUUCAAAAUAUUGUAGUUUGCAAGGAAUUCAAAAUCACUCCAAUAACAAUCAGAGACUGGAACCUUUAUUCUGACCCCUGAGUUCACAAUCUGAGAAAGCUUUUAUUAAUUUUAUUAGAAAGUUUUCAUAACCUCUGUGACUUUGUGUUGAUGUCGCAAUUUCACACAAGUUAUUAGAAGUACCUGUAGAUGUUAAACCCAAGAUGUGGUAGUUUUCAUGCUGUAUCACACUAGUAGUAAUAGUAGUAGUACCAUAUAUGGGUAACUUUAUUUGUGUCAGUGUGGUCUAGAUGUAAACAGAAUAAGUUUAAUGAGCUAACUUUUAUCUGCUUUGAGAUAAACAAACUUUUGGUUACAGUGUUAUAAUGUCGUCUGUUAUGGUAAUUUCCAUUUUAUCUGAUCGCAUGUUCACAAAGCAUUCUCAGACUUAAGUUAAAAAUUUACUCAACUUUCAAUCACUGUUUAUGAGAAAUAUCUUGAUCCAGAAACACAAAACUUUGCACAUAGUUUCUUAUUGAUGUAUUUGAUACAUUAAAAUAAAAGUUUUAUAAAGGGCUAUAUUUUAGUAUUACCAUAAGGCAAACAAUUUUGAGUAAAUUCUUAAGUUCAGUCUGAGAAUUUUUGUGACCUCAAGGCCAGGUGUUUUAAAAUUGUAUUUCUAAAGAUUAAGGCAAUGUUGAGAUAUAAAAUUCAAGCAUAUAGAACUUGUCCUAUCAUCCGAAUUUAUAAUCUAGCACUGAAUGGGCUCAAUCUGAUUAAAAUACAGAUCUAUAUUUGGUUUUGGUUUUUAUACUUCCGAUGGCCUACACUACAUGAAGAUCUGACAAGUUGUAGUGGAACGUUGCAUCAGGGGUCGUAAGAGCGGCUUUUGACCUUUGAUUAAUCAUUCAGUGUUGACGUUUCUAGUGGUUUACCCACAGUUCUGUCAAUCUCGCCGUAACAGACUGUUUUAUUGGUUAAUCACUCACUUCAAUCAGAACACAGGUUAUAUAACAACUCUUCCAGAUCCUAGUGUAGUAAAGACAAAACAAAAUUUUGAACUAUAAAAAACAAAACGAAAUAGGAUCUGUGUUUUAAUCAGAUUGUGAAUAAGCUCAUUCUGUCCAGGUUUUUGUUUACAAAGCAUAUCUCAUAAACAAUUCAAGAUAUCCUUAUGAAACUAUGUACAUCAAUAUAUGAUGUAAUAGUUUUCUUGGAUUUAAUCACUUUCACGUUUCUAUGGAAACAAAUUUAACAUAAUUUUUGUAUACAAGGGCGAGGGAUGAUGAUGAUUUCUUGUUUUGACCUUAAUCAACGAGCACCUGUCGGUUGGUUUAAGCAGGUUUCACUGUAUUGUUUUAAAUUUGUUGUAUAUGUACAAGCACCUGCCGGUUGGUUUAAGCAGGUUUCACUGUAAUGUUUUAAAUCUGUUAUAUAUGUAGAAGGGAUACGUUUUAUAUUUAUUAAAUGCCUAUUAACAGUAAUUACACAAACGCAGCUAAGAUAUGGUUAAUAGGUUUACGUGUGAUUUAUAUACCAUUAUGUUAAUUAAUUGAUAUGCUGUUAUGUUAUUUAAUAUAUGGUGGUGUUAAUCAAUAAUUGUUUUAUAUGUUAAUUAAUGUACCAUUAUGUUAAUUGAUGUACUGUUAUGUUAUUUAAUACUGUUAUGUUAAUAUACAGUUAUGGUAAUUAAAAUGCCAUGAUGGUAUUUAAUGUACCAUAAUGUUAAUUAAUGUACCAUAAUGUUAAUUAAUGUACCAUUAUGUUAAUGUACCAUCAUGUUAAUUAAUAUACCAUUAUGUUGAUUAAUAUACUGUUAAGUUCAGUUAUGUAAUUAAAACGCCAUAAUGGAAAUUAAUGUACAGUUAUUGUAAUUA
This is a messenger RNA of Patella vulgata (common limpet), 2900 nucleotides long. RefSeq names its product probable glucosamine 6-phosphate N-acetyltransferase. Gene Ontology annotation, cellular component: endoplasmic reticulum; endoplasmic reticulum-Golgi intermediate compartment; Golgi apparatus. The transcript has 6 exons. The record is from RefSeq and is a predicted model, not a curated record. Gene Ontology annotation, biological process: UDP-N-acetylglucosamine biosynthetic process. The coding region runs from base 145 to 699 and encodes 184 amino acids. Gene Ontology annotation, molecular function: monosaccharide binding; glucosamine 6-phosphate N-acetyltransferase activity. NCBI's taxonomy places the organism in Eukaryota, Metazoa, Mollusca, Gastropoda, Patellidae.